AUGCAGUACAACGUGGACAAUCGUAUGUUCUAUUCCGAAAAUGAUGUUGCUCAAUAUGAACAACAACAAUAUCAAUGGGAAAUGGUGAAACCAUCAAUAUCAUCGCAAUUAGACGGAGAAGAACAACCAAAAAAACAACGGAAACGAACGAGGACCGCUUAUACUAGUUUUCAAUUAGUUGAACUUGAAAAAGAAUUUCAGAAAGGUCGUUACCUUUGCAGACCGCGAAGAAUUGAAAUGGCCGAAAGUUUAUUUUUAACAGAGAGACAAAUAAAGAUAUGGUUCCAAAAUCGUCGUAUGAAGUACAAAAAAGAAGAGAUACUGAAAAAUCCAUGUAAUACAAUGCAAUACAAUGAAGUAAGUGGAAGUUACAAGUUGAAGAAAAGCAGAAAAACACGGACUGAAGAAACAAUAUCUAAUCAUCAAUACAUUUUUCCGUCUAUCCCCACAACAACAAUUGGUUAUCAGCAAUCAUAUCCACCAGCAUGCAUUGAAAAUGGAUAUAUGGAAAAUGGAUAUAUCGAAAAUGGAUAUGUGGAAAAUGGAAAUAUUAAUUACAUUCAAAAAUCUUCAUAUUUCUAUGAAUCCAUGUAUCCUCAGGAAAAUUACAUGUCUCAAAUGCCAAUGGAAAAUUAUUAUUUAAACGGCAACAAAUGGCUAAAUAGUUCUGACAACGCAACUUUACCAACGAUAGAGACGACGUCGAAGGGAGAGGUGAUACGAGAGAACGAAGUACGGAAUAACGGGGGUGGUAGUAGUGGUGGUAGUAGCAGUGAUGGUAAUGGUAGUAGUGAUGGUAGUGGUGGUGGUGGCGGUCCUCUAGACCUAUAUUACGAAUUAACAAUUCGAUGCAUUCAUUUUUAA
Molecule: messenger RNA, 864 nt
Organism: Vespa crabro (European hornet)
Lineage: Eukaryota; Metazoa; Arthropoda; Insecta; Hymenoptera; Vespidae
Product: protein zerknuellt 2-like
Exons: 5
Coding region: 1-864 (287 amino acids)
Biological process (GO): regulation of transcription by RNA polymerase II
Cellular component (GO): nucleus
Molecular function (GO): DNA-binding transcription factor activity, RNA polymerase II-specific; RNA polymerase II cis-regulatory region sequence-specific DNA binding
Source: RefSeq, a predicted model, not a curated record